Messenger RNA from Zalophus californianus (California sea lion), 1974 nucleotides. It is a transcript of the gene CBY2, whose product is annotated as chibby family member 2. Bases 536 to 1807 code for a protein of 423 amino acids. Lineage: Eukaryota; Metazoa; Chordata; Mammalia; Carnivora; Otariidae. The transcript is spliced from 5 exons. The record is from RefSeq and is a predicted model, not a curated record.
CCUGUGGAUCGCAGCCCGCUAGCGUUCGCAGGAGGCUGGCGCCCGCCCUACAGCCGAUCCACCCUGGGCUCCUGAGCAGGGGAGGGCCGGCCAGCACUGGGUGGAGUUUUCUUUUGUUGUGUUAUUUAUUUAAUGUGAUCUCUUACAGGUUUGACAAACCUUCAAGCAAAACAAAAACCUCAGGAGAAAAAUGUGUGAAAUGAUAGGAGUAGACACUAUGGAUGCAAGCAGGGGCUUGUGUGUGCAUUGGGCUUGCCCUCUUGGAAUGCUGCCACCAUAUGAAGAAAUCUGGACACAAGUUACCAAGCUGACAGCCAGCACCAGCUGCCAACACCACUUGAGGCCAAAUAUUACAAGAAAAAGAGACACCAGAUCUGAAAGCCUAGAAAUCCCAAUCAAUGUGGUUCUACCUCAGGUCUCCUAAGCAGCUGUUUCCUCGGUGGGGUUCUCCUGACUGGAUUGUUUCUCCUGCGGCUAUGUCACAAAGGGGGCAGCCUUGCUUCUCCAGAGUCACCUAAGGCCCUGUUGGAAGAUCAUGGCUGUGCAACCAGAGGGGCUGAAAUGUAGGCUGGAGGGACCCAAUGCAGAGAGGGGCACAGCCGAGCCUUUCCUGAGGCUCCACAACUUGUACCCCACCCCGCGCUGCGCCCGGCAGGCCGCCCUGCCCCGGCUGAGCCGCCGAGUGGUCAGCCAGCACUCGUACCCGCUGAAUCGCUUCUCCUCGGUGCCCUUGGACCCCAUGGAGCGCCCCACCUCCCAGGCCGACCUGGAGCUGGAUUACAACCCUCCGCGAGUACAGCUCAGCGAUGAGAUGUUUGUCUUCCAGGACGGGCGGUGGGUGAACGAAAACUGCCGCCUCCAGUCCCCCUACUUCUCUCCGUCCUCCUCCUUCCACCAUAAGCUGCACCACAAGAGACUGGCCAAGGAGUACCUGCUGCAGGAGGAGAACAAGGCGCUGCGGGAGGAGAACAAGGCGCUGCGGGAGGAGAACAAGACUCUCCGCAAGGAGAACAAGAUCCUGCAGGUGUUCUGGGAGGAACACAAGGCUACACUCGGCCGGGACGAGAGCAGGGCCUCCUCACCACUGCUGCACAAGGACAACGUGGCCCUGGAGGUGGUGAAGAAGGACACGGCCUUGCAAAUGCACCGCAGCAAGGAGAACAGCACCCUUCAGCUGCUCAGGGAGGAGAACAGGGCCCUGCAGCUGCUGCUGGAGCAGAGGAAGGCCUACUGGGUCCAGACGGAGGAGAAGGCGGGCCCCGGGGGGGAGACCAAGCCCGCCCCCUCGCCCCACGAGGAGCCCCACGUCCCAGGGCUGUUGCCAGACCAGAGCACCGGCCUCUCCUCCCCUUUCGAGGAGUCCAAGGGGACCCCGAUCCCCCAGGAGGACUCCAAGACGCUCCGGGUCCUGCGCCAGAUGGUCAGCAACCUGUCCGGCUCUUCCGGGGACGAGGAGGUCAAGGCCGGCUCCAGCCCGCCUGAUGGGAGCCAGUCCCUGGAGCUGCUGAGAGAGAUGAACCAGGCGCUGCAGGCCCUGCGGGAGGAGAACCAGAGCCUGCAGCUCCUCCGCGAGGAGAACCGGCUCCUGCAGGAGGAGAACAGGGCCCUGCACGUGCUUCGCGAGGAGCACAGGAUCUUCCAGGAGGAGAACAAGGCCCUGUGGGAGAACAACAAGCUGAAGCUGCAGCAGAAGCUGGUCAUCGACACGGUGACCGAGGUCACCGCCCGGAUGGAGAUGCUCAUUGAGGAGCUCUACGCCUUCAUGCCCUCCAAGAGCAAGGACCCCAAGAAGCCCAGCAGGGUCUGAGGCCUCCGAGGAGCCCUGGGCACGGAGCGCUCGGCCAAAGAAGACCUCCUGCCUUCCGUCUGUCUUCCUCACCGCCAGCUGCCCGCUCCUGCCCGCUGAGGAGCAGAAUCACCACCUUUCCUAAACUCACAGAAGUAAUAAAGGCACGAGGAGGCUGGGGCCAGUUC